GGAUCGAAAUCCUGUUAUAUUUUUUGAACCAAAGAUAUUAUAUCGUGCUGCUGUCGAACAAGUUCCGGUUGAUGAUUACGAAUUGCCUUUAAGUAAAGCAGAGAUCUUAAAAACCGGUAAAGAUGUUACAGUUGUUGGAUAUGGGUCGCAAAUAUAUAUUCUGGAAAAGGCUAUACAAAUGGCCGAGAAAAGUAUACCAGGUUUAUCAUGUGAACUAAUUGAUUUAAGGACAAUUUUGCCAUGGGAUGUUGAAACAGUCGCAGAGUCUGUGAAUAAAACCGGUAGAUUAGUGAUUUCUCAUGAAGCGCCUCAAGCAUCAGGAUUUUCUGCAGAAAUAUCUGCGAGUAUAAUGGAGAGAUGUUUUUUGAGACUAGAGUCGCCAAUUCAAAGAGUCUGUGGAUGGAAUACGCCUUUUCCAUUAAUUUUUGAAAAAUUCUAUCUUCCCGAUGCAAUACGAUGUUAUGAUGCUAUCAAAGAG
Messenger RNA from Racocetra persica, 478 nucleotides. The record is from the annotation of a GenBank genome assembly. Lineage: Eukaryota; Fungi; Glomeromycota; Glomeromycetes; Diversisporales; Gigasporaceae.